Messenger RNA from Meleagris gallopavo (turkey), 2725 nucleotides. It is a transcript of the gene GPSM2, whose product is annotated as G protein signaling modulator 2. Gene Ontology annotation, biological process: establishment of mitotic spindle orientation. Gene Ontology annotation, cellular component: cell cortex. Gene Ontology annotation, molecular function: G-protein alpha-subunit binding; GDP-dissociation inhibitor activity. NCBI's taxonomy places the organism in Eukaryota, Metazoa, Chordata, Aves, Galliformes, Phasianidae. The record is from RefSeq and is a predicted model, not a curated record.
UGUCAGCCUGCUGUAAAUACUGCCACAUUCAUUUGUACCUAUGUGUCACCAUUACAGUGUUCAAUUCUUUGAUUAUUCUGCAUCCAUGAGCCUAUUAGUAAAAAGCUAAGACUAUAUUGUUGUAUUUGUCAAAAUUAGCAUUUGGCAGUAGUCACUUGAGUUUUAGUUCAUUGUUCUGAAAUUAUCUAGAUGGUGAAUGCUCAGCAUUUUAGGAUCCUACAGAUGCUGUAUAUGGACAAAGCAGUGUUUGGAUUUCCUCCUCAAGACAUAAAAAUAAAAACAAUUGAAGCUUUUUGUUCCACUGCUAUAUAUUUGCAUAUCACUACUGAAAUGCUAAGUUGUGUUUCAGCCUUAGCUUCUGUAAUGUUAGAGAAUCAUGGUGGUUGUUUGUACUGCGGUGCUGACUUCCUGUCCUCAACAAAUGAAGAUCACCCUCUGAGUAAAACGCACCUUUUCAGAACUCAAGAUUACUGGACAAAGUACUGCAUACAGACUGACAGGCAUCUCUUUUUACUUAACCUAUGCAGGAUGGAGGCUUCUUGCCUGGAGCUGGCUUUGGAAGGUGAGCGCCUGUGUAAAGCAGGAGAUUGCCGAGCUGGUGUGUCUUUCUUUGAAGCAGCUGUUCAGGUUGGAACUGAAGACUUAAAAACACUCAGUGCUAUUUACAGCCAGCUAGGCAAUGCCUAUUUCUACUUGCAUGAAUAUGCAAAGGCCUUGGAAUACCAUCACCAUGAUUUAACACUUGCAAGGACAAUUGGAGAUCUGGUGGGAGAAGCUAAAGCUAGUGGAAAUCUGGGCAACACCUUGAAGGUACUCGGAAACUUUGAAGAAGCUAUUGUUUGUUGUCAGAGACAUCUGGAUAUUUCCAGAGAGCUUAAUGAUAAGGUUGGAGAAGCUAGAGCACUGUAUAAUCUAGGAAACGUUUAUCACUCUAAAGGAAAAAAUGUGGCUUGUGCUGGAACACAUGAUCCAGGGGAGCUUCCAGAGGAUGUGAAAAAUGCUUUGCAAAAAGCUGCAAAUUACUAUGAGGAAAACCUGACAAUAGUCACAGAGCUGGGUGAUAGAGCAGCACAAGGACGUGCCUUUGGAAAUCUGGGAAACACGCAUUACCUUCUGGGCAACUUCAGGAGUGCAGUUUUAGCCCAUGAACAGCGUCUCCUAAUUGCAAAAGAAUUUGGUGAUAGAUCAGCUGAAAGAAGAGCAUACAGCAAUCUUGGAAAUGCCUACAUAUUCCUGGGUGAAUUUGAAACCGCUUCUGAAUACUACAAGAGGACAUUACAGCUGGCUAGGCAGCUUAAAGAUAGAGCUGUGGAAGCACAGGCCUGCUACAGCCUUGGAAACACAUACACUCUGCUUCAAGACUAUGAGAAAGCAAUUGAUUAUCAUUUGAAACACCUUGUGAUUGCUCAGGAAUUAAAUGACAAAAUUGGUGAAGGAAGAGCAUGCUGGAGUUUAGGGAACGCAUAUACUGCUCUGGGCAAUCAUGACCAAGCUAUGCACUUUGCUGAGAGGCACCUGGAGAUCUCCAGAGAGGUAGGAGAUCGAAGUGGGGAACUCACUGCUAGACUUAAUCUCUCAGAUCUUCAAAUGGUUCUUGGAUUAAGCUAUAGCACAAACACCUCCAUGAUGUCAGAAAGCCAUGCAGUAGAUAACAGUCUGAAUGGUACCCGGCCAAGGGUAGGACGUCGUCACAGUAUGGAGAACAUGGAACUUAUGAAAUUAACACCAGAAAAGGUUCAGAACUGGAACAGUGAGAUUCUUGCUAAACAGAAACCACUCAUUGCCAAACCUUCAGCAAAACUGCAUUUUGUAAAUCGACUCAAAGGUAAAAAGUAUAAAAACAGCACCGCUUCCAAAGUUCUGCAGGAUGCCAGUAAUUCUAUUGAUCACCGCCUUCCCAACUCUCAGAGGAGAAACAGUCGAGAAACAGUGGCAGACGAAGGGUUCUUUGAUCUGCUGAGCCGAUUCCAGAGUAACAGGAUGGAUGAUCAGAGAUGCCACUUCCAGGAGAAGAACAGAUUCUCAGCUGCUUCAGUAGCAACGUCCUCUACUCCAACUACAACAAUACAAAAAUCCUUUUCUGCUUCCGUAGUCUCACCCCACACUGAUGACUUUCUGGAUUUACUUGCGAGCUCACAGAGCCGCCGCCUCGAUGACCAACGCGCCAGCUUUAGCAAUCUACCUGGCCUUCGUCUCAACCACCGCACCAGUCCGUCUGUGCUGGGCCACUUAAUGGCCAGUAACAACAGAGAGCUAGAUGAGGACUUCUUUGAUAUAUUAAUCAAAUGCCAGAGUUCCAGACUGGAUGAUCAAAGAUGUGCUCCUCCAUCAUCUGCAAAAGGACCAACUGUACCAGAUGAGGACUUUUUCAGCCUCAUUGUACGAUCCCAAGCUAAGAGAAUGGAUGAACAAAGAGUCCCCUUACCCUCUGCUAUAAAAGGAUCGAGUGCUAGCUGAGGAGAUGCACAGGCUUAUACUGUACAGUAGCAUCUUAAGUUUCAUUUUUGUUUGCUGGAAAAACAUGUGUCUUUUUACAAAGGACUGCAAUUAGUAGUUUUGUCUCCUUUAUAAUCACUUUUUGUACAAUAGUAGCACCACACUUGUGAUUGGUAGUUGGAAUUGUGUCUUUGUAGCGGGCAGCUAAUUCUAGCUGUGUCUGAGAUACAGAUUACUGUAUCUCCCUCUUAAUUGCUUCUAGUUUAUGAACAUGAACAGUAGUUUUUUC